Messenger RNA from Diorhabda carinulata, 584 nucleotides. RefSeq lists its product as uncharacterized. Gene Ontology annotation, molecular function: odorant binding. The record is from RefSeq and is a predicted model, not a curated record. NCBI's taxonomy places the organism in Eukaryota, Metazoa, Arthropoda, Insecta, Coleoptera, Chrysomelidae. The transcript has 2 exons. Bases 41 to 442 code for a protein of 133 amino acids.
AUAAUUCGACGAUUUUUCGUGAAGAUCCAUUAUUAUCAAGAUGCGUUUUACAUUAUUUUGUGUAUUGUGGACAUUUUGCAAUGCUUUGCCAUCUCCAGAUAUGACGGAAAAUUUAGAACAAGUACACAAAUCGCACGCGGAUUGUGGCAAAGAAUCCGGCUUAACACAAAGGAAAUAUUUAGAAGAUUUGUAUGCGGGAUCUACCGAACAACCAAUAAAAGUUCAUUCGGUAUGUAUGUUGAAAAAAACAGGAUUAUUUGGUGAAGACAAAAAAUUUAGCGGUAGAAAUUAUGCUAAACCAUUCUUUGGAUUAUUUUUCUCUGACGAUGAAGUCGAAGAUAUAAUAAAUACAUGUUUAACCAGUGAUGAACUUAACGAAACUAACGCUUCACAAAUAGUCAAAUGUAUAGCGUUGCAUUUCGAAAAAAUUGAUGAGUAUUGAACUAAGACGAAAUAAUAAACAGAGAAGAUGAGAAUAUAUAAUUAGUAAAAAUACUACUUGCGCAAUAGAUAUUAGAAAGUAGAAAAUUCUAAUUGUAAUCUGUUAAAUAAAAGAUAUAUUUCGUGUUUUUUUUCAAUAAAUA